UAAUAUUAGAUUGCGACGUAUUGCAGGAUUAAGUCUGAACUCGAGCUUCAGUCAAGGCUGUCGAAAAUAAUUAAAAAGAUAAAAAAUACAGACGCAUACGUAGGUCGUAGAGUGCGAAUCUUGUGCAGUUCUCGGUUAGACAGUUCACGGUGGUAUUCGUCUUUUUCGAUAAUUUGAUCAUCAUUUGUGAUUCAGCUAUAAUUUCGAGCUACAAUGCCGCGAGGAAAAUUUGUGAAUCAUAAAGGCAGGAACCGACACUUCACAAAUCCGGAGGAAUUAGAGGAGCAACGGCGCCAGGAAGAGAAGAAACAACAGUGGAGAAAAAAUAAAGGGCAGGAGAGUUCCAGUGAGGAAGAAGACGAUGAGGAACCUAAAACGAGUGGGGCUAAUAGGUCGAAGAAUAGUGCUACAGAUAGCGAUAGUGAGUCAGAAUCAGAAUCGGAAACAGAGGCAGGAAAGGCAAAAGGUGUAGAGAAUUUAAUUCAAGUAGAAAAUCCAAACAGGGUACAAAAAAAAACUAAAAAGUUGUCCCAAUUGAAUCAAUCGUUAGAUACUGCAAAACCAGAACUAUCUCGAAGAGAAAGAGAACAACUGGAAAAACAAAGAGCCUACGCAAAUUAUCAAAAAUUGCACGCGGCUGGUAAAACGGAUGAAGCUCGAGCGGAUCUAGCGCGACUAGCUAUAAUUAAGCAGCAGCGAGAGGAGGCUGCAAAGCGGCGGGAAGAAGAGAAAAAACAAAAGGAGAUUGCGCAACAGAAAAAGACCGAGCUAACACAGAAGGCGCUUGGAAAAAAGACCUAGAAUGUUUCAAUGACUAAUUACAUGACUAAUUGAUUGCUACAAUAUUAAUCCAGAGAUUUGUUCCAAUCUCGAAAUUUGGUAAACCGGCCCAUAUAUUUGCUAUAUACGUUUUACAAUAUGUUAAUAUCAUUGUUUAUAUAAAUAUAAUGAAUUAAAUGCAAUCUUUAUAAGAGUC
Messenger RNA from Vollenhovia emeryi, 976 nucleotides. Its product is annotated as 28 kDa heat- and acid-stable phosphoprotein-like. The coding region runs from base 214 to 801 and encodes 195 amino acids. NCBI's taxonomy places the organism in Eukaryota, Metazoa, Arthropoda, Insecta, Hymenoptera, Formicidae. Gene Ontology annotation, molecular function: RNA binding. The transcript is spliced from 5 exons. The record is from RefSeq and is a predicted model, not a curated record. Gene Ontology annotation, cellular component: cytosol.